GACAUGGUCAGACGUGAGAUUAUUUCCAGGCUGAUCAUUAAGUUAGAGUCAGCGCUUUCAAGGACGCCUCUUGACUUGGACUUCUUGCAGUUUGCAUGUCGGCAAGAGCUGUACCUCUGGGAAGCACUGUCAAGGCAUGUAAAUGUCCCCCCGGAUAUUGUACAGGCCUUAAGAGAGUUCCUCCAGCUCGUCAUGGACCGCAUUGAAAAUGCUGAAGUUACCAACAAUACUGUUGAAACUGUAGCUGGAGAGAUGGGGCGUCCCAGGUACAAUCUAGAGAAGCAGAAACUUGUAGAGCUUUUGGAGAUAAAUCUGUCUGUGGACUGCAUCGCAAAAUUACUGUGCGUUUUAGCCAUUACAGUCAACAGACGGAUACAGGAGUACAACAUUGUACUUUUUGGUGCAGUGGACGGCUACUCCAGAAAGGACAUUGAAGAGCCGGACAUUGACUGGGAUGUUGCAGCUGACAAUGGAGAAGAUGUGGAUGGUGUGAUAGCGGUACCUGAAUUUCAGUGUUCAUUGAAUGAACAGCAGCUACUCGAGCUUCAGGUGCUGAUUGAAGAAAAUGGAGACGCUGACAUUAGAGACAUUUACCUUCUGUGUCGUGAAUAUGUGCUUCAAGCUUUGUCAGGUGUUUAAUAAUUGUUUUGGUGAUGAGAAAGUG
Molecule: messenger RNA, 664 nt
Organism: Menidia menidia (Atlantic silverside)
Lineage: Eukaryota; Metazoa; Chordata; Actinopteri; Atheriniformes; Atherinopsidae
Source: the annotation of a GenBank genome assembly